Triticum dicoccoides is the source of this 939-nucleotide messenger RNA. RefSeq lists its product as uncharacterized. The transcript has a single exon. The record is from RefSeq and is a predicted model, not a curated record. NCBI's taxonomy places the organism in Eukaryota, Viridiplantae, Streptophyta, Magnoliopsida, Poales, Poaceae. Bases 227 to 739 code for a protein of 170 amino acids.
UGGCCCUCGCUAGAUUUAAUACUGCUGGCACCUCUCUCACCAAACUGUGACCAUUAUUCUUCUUGGCCUCCUCGUCGAUCCUAUCUCCUCUUUAUAUGCGUCUCCGGUCGUCACAUCACGCCACCAUAGAAGAGAGAGAUAGUAUCCACACAGAGAAGAGCGAAAGGGAGAGGAAGGUGGCUAGGCGCCUAGCUAGCUACGCGGGCAGCAACCCUGAGCUGAUCGAAUGGGGAACAGCCUGAGGUGCUGCCUGGCGUGCGUGCUGCCGUGCGGCGCGCUGGACCUGGUCCGGAUCGUGCACCUCAGCGGCCGCGUCGACGAGUACGGCCGGGCCGUGCUCGCCGGGGAGGUCCUGGCGGCGCACCCGAACCACGUGCUCAGCAGGCCCUGCGGGUCCAGGCAGCAGGGCGGGCCGCGGAUCGUCAUCAUCGUGUCGCCCGAGGCCGAGCUGGAGCGCGGCGAGAUCUACUUCCUCCUCCCGGCCGCCUCCGUGCCCGCCGACGCCAAGAAGAAGACAAAGACCAAGCGCGAGCCGAGUCCCGGCGCCGCCGCCGAGGAGGGCCCUCGGCACCAUCGCCACCAUCGGCUCCACGUCCGCAGCAAGUCGGAAGGCAGCGCGGCCACGGCCGCCGUCGAAGGUCGCCAGCAGCAGCAGCAGCAGCACCGGAGGCGCAUGAGCACCGGCAGCCACGCCACGUCGUGGCACCCGCACCUGGCGCGCAUCGCCGAGGACCCCUGAUCGAGCGCUGGCUCCCGGUCGUGCCGGUAUUGUCCUUUCUGCAUGGAUGGUCUCGUUUUCCUGUCUGAUCGCGUGGUAAAUAUUCUUGUUGCAUGUCUCACAUUUAUUACUGUCUUGUUAAGCUACCCCCAAGUGUACAUUGGAUUCAAGCGUCGCGUGUGUAAACAGAACAAUGCUGUGACCGUGGCAUAUGUUUUUCU